CUCAAGAGAGAGAAAACUUGUUUUUUUUUUUAAUUCUUUCAGGGAAAAAAAAAAGGAGAGAGUCCAAGAAAGAAACCAAAUCCUCUUGUGGCCUCUUUACAUUUUUUCAGGAGAGAGAAAACUCAAAGCAGCUCUCUCUGGCCUUUGUUUUCUGAAAUCGAUCUCUUCUUCUUCUUCUUCUUCUUCUUCUUCUUCUUCUUCUUCUUCUUCAUGAUCUGGUUGGUUUUUGUGCAUCUGAGUUUGUAAAAACAUCUUCUCUGGAGUGAGUCAAAAAAAAAAAAAAAAAAAGUGCCCCAUAUGUCGUCGCUUAGCAGAGAGCUCGUAUUCUUGAUCUUACAGUUUCUAGAUGAAGAGAAGUUCAAGGAGACUGUUCAUAAGCUUGAACAAGAGUCUGGGUUUUUCUUCAACAUGAAGUAUUUUGAGGAUGAGGUGCACAAUGGUAACUGGGAUGAGGUCGAGAAGUAUCUCUCUGGUUUUACUAAAGUUGAUGAUAACAGAUACUCCAUGAAGAUUUUCUUCGAGAUUAGGAAGCAGAAGUAUCUUGAGGCCUUGGAUAAGCAUGAUCGUCCCAAGGCUGUUGAAAUUUUGGUCAAGGAUUUGAAAGUGUUUUCCACUUUUAAUGAGGAGCUUUUCAAGGAAAUCACUCAGCUUUUGACCUUAGAAAACUUCCGGGAGAACGAGCAGUUAUCCAAGUAUGGGGACACAAAGUCCGCCAGAGCUAUCAUGUUGGUGGAACUCAAGAAGUUGAUUGAAGCAAAUCCGUUAUUCCGUGAUAAAUUGCAGUUUCCUACUCUUAGAAAUUCACGGCUCAGGACUCUCAUAAAUCAGAGCUUAAAUUGGCAACACCAGCUUUGUAAAAACCCAAGGCCAAAUCCUGAUAUAAAGACUCUCUUUGUCGAUCAUUCCUGCCGCCUACCAAAUGAUGCACGAGCACCAUCCCCUGUCAACAAUCCGCUGCUUGGAUCAUUACCAAAAGCUGGGGGAUUUCCUCCUUUAGGCGCACACGGGCCAUUUCAACCAACACCUUCUCCGGUUCCAACACCUCUUGCUGGUUGGAUGUCCAGUCCUUCCUCUGUCCCUCAUCCAGCUGUGUCUGGAGGAGCCAUUGCUCUCGGCUCUCCAUCCAUCCAAGCAGCCUUGAAGCACCCGAGAACUCCUCCAACUAAUUCUGGUGUAGACUAUCCAUCAGGCGAUUCAGACCAUGUCUCAAAACGAACAAGACCUAUGGGAAUGUCUGACGAGGUAAGUCUAGGUGUGAACAUGUUACCAAUGACAUUCCCAGGGCAGGCUCAUGGCCACAAUCAAACCUUCAAAGCACCUGAUGACUUGCCCAAGACAGUGGCACGAACUUUGAGUCAGGGCUCAUCUCCCAUGAGCAUGGAUUUCCAUCCUAUUAAACAGACUCUGCUACUAGUUGGUACGAAUGUUGGAGAUAUUGGGCUCUGGGAAGUUGGUUCUCGAGAACGCCUAGUACAGAAGACUUUUAAAGUUUGGGACUUGAGUAAAUGUUCGAUGCCCUUGCAGGCUGCUUUGGUGAAAGAGCCUGUCGUUUCUGUCAACCGUGUGAUUUGGAGCCCGGAUGGUGCCUUAUUCGGAGUUGCUUAUUCAAGACAUAUUGUACAGCUAUACUCUUAUCACGGUGGGGAAGAUAUGAGGCAGCAUCUUGAGAUUGAUGCUCAUGUUGGUGGUGUCAACGACAUUGCAUUCUCCACUCCAAACAAGCAACUAUGUGUUACUACUUGUGGUGAUGACAAAACCAUCAAGGUCUGGGAUGCUGCAACGGGUGUAAAACGGCAUACUUUUGAGGGCCAUGAAGCUCCUGUUUACUCUAUCUGCCCUCACUACAAGGAGAACAUUCAGUUUAUCUUUUCAACUGCGCUCGAUGGGAAAAUAAAAGCAUGGUUAUAUGAUAAUAUGGGAUCUCGGGUUGACUACGAAGCUCCUGGUCGCUGGUGUACAACGAUGGCCUACAGUGCUGAUGGAACUAGGUUAUUUUCUUGUGGGACGAGUAAAGAUGGGGAAUCGUUCAUAGUUGAGUGGAAUGAAAGCGAAGGAGCUGUUAAGAGAACUUAUCAAGGAUUCCACAAGCGUUCUCUUGGUGUUGUUCAGUUUGAUACUACUAAAAACCGCUAUCUCGCUGCGGGUGACGACUUCUCCAUUAAGUUCUGGGAUAUGGACACUACACAGCUUUUGACUGCCAUUGAUGCUGAUGGAGGUCUCCAGGCAAGUCCACGGAUCCGGUUUAACAAGGAAGGCUCUCUCUUGGCCGUUUCUGCAAAUGACAAUAUUAUUAAGGUUGUGGCAAACUCAGAUGGUCUAAGGCUAUUGCACACAGUUGAAAACUUAUCUUCUGAAUCCUCCAAGGUACUAAAUAUUUUGCUCAUUGGAUCUUCAACAAGCAAAUUACUAACUCCCAGAUUGAAACUUUUUCAACACUUUAUUUCUCAUUUACAUGUGCAGCCUGCAAUUAACAGUAUUCCGGUAGCAGAAAGACCUGCCUCUGUAGUUUCCAUCCCUGGAAUGAAUGGAGAUUCACGGAAUAUGGUGGAUGUGAAGCCAGUGAUAACUGAAGAAGCAAAUGAUAAGUCUAAGGUAUGGAAGCUUACUGAAGUCGGCGAACCCUCUCAAUGCCGUUCAUUGAGACUCCCUGAGAAUAUGAGAGUCACCAAGAUAUCGAGAUUAAUUUUCACAAAUUCGGGAAAUGCAAUUUUGGCAUUGGCAUCAAAUGCUAUUCAUCUGCUAUGGAAGUGGCAGCGAAAUGACCGUAAUGCAACUGGAAAGGCAACGGCUUCUUUACCUCCUCAACAGUGGCAACCAGCGAGCGGGAUCUUAAUGACAAAUGAUGUGGCUGAAACUAAUCCAGAAGAAGCUGUACCAUGUUUUGCUUUAUCCAAGAAUGAUUCCUACGUGAUGUCAGCAUCCGGAGGAAAGAUCUCUUUGUUUAAUAUGAUGACGUUUAAGACAAUGGCUACUUUCAUGCCGCCUCCUCCUGCUGCAACGUUUCUUGCAUUCCACCCUCAAGAUAACAAUAUCAUUGCGAUCGGGAUGGAUGAUAGUACAAUACAGAUUUACAAUGUUCGCGUUGAUGAGGUUAAGAGCAAGCUUAAAGGACAUUCUAAGAGAAUAACCGGCCUCGCUUUCUCCAAUGUACUAAAUGUUCUGGUUUCGUCUGGAGCAGACGCGCAGCUUUGUGUAUGGAACACGGAUGGAUGGGAGAAACAGAAAAGCAAGGUUCUGCAAAUUCCACAGGGAAGAUCAACGGCGGCUCUUUCAGACACGCGUGUUCAGUUUCAUCAAGAUCAAGUACACUUCCUCGUGGUCCAUGAAACGCAGCUCGCUAUAUACGAAACAACUAAGCUUGAAUGCAUGAAACAGUGGCCAGUGCGUGAAUCAUCAGCUCCAAUCACACAUGCGACAUUCUCAUGUGAUAGCCAACUGAUAUACACAAGUUUCAUGGACGCUACAAUCUGUGUCUUCAGCUCAGCAAACCUUCGAUUGCGUUGCAGAGUCAAUCCCUCUGCAUAUUUGCCAGCUUCUCUCAGCAACUCGAAUGUCCAUCCACUGGUGAUAGCGGCUCAUCCGCAAGAGUCCAAUAUGUUUGCUGUGGGUCUGUCAGACGGGGGAGUCCAUAUAUUCGAGCCGCUUGAGUCUGAAGGCAAAUGGGGAGUGGCUCCACCGCCUGAAAAUGGCUCAGCCAGCGUUGUCACGGCUACACCUUCGGUUGGAGCUUCUGCGUCAGACCAACCUCAGAGAUGA
Messenger RNA from Camelina sativa (false flax), 3756 nucleotides. Its product is annotated as topless-related protein 1. Gene Ontology annotation, biological process: regulation of DNA-templated transcription. Lineage: Eukaryota; Viridiplantae; Streptophyta; Magnoliopsida; Brassicales; Brassicaceae. Gene Ontology annotation, molecular function: protein binding. The record is from RefSeq and is a predicted model, not a curated record.